Messenger RNA from Miniopterus natalensis, 1536 nucleotides. The record is from RefSeq and is a predicted model, not a curated record. Lineage: Eukaryota; Metazoa; Chordata; Mammalia; Chiroptera; Miniopteridae.
AUGGCAGCAGGCCCACGCCGUCCACGCGUGGCUCGCGACGGCAGUCCUGGGUUCGAGAUGCUCCUGGGCCUUCUCACCUCCCUCCCUUGUGAAGUUGGGGUCACCCCCACCCCAGUCCGGGGGCUGCAGAGACCGCUAAGCGAGGCCUUCCGCCUGGCCGGGCGCUCAGCGGCCUCGCCUGGGGCGCCGGGGCAUCAGGGGGCUCCCAGCUUCUUCUCGGCCCGGGACCACCAGCUCCGAGCGAACGUGUCCAACGCCGCGUUGCCGGGCGACUUUCGAGAGGUGCUCCAGCGGCGGCUGGGGGAGCUGGAGAGGCAGCUGCUGCACAAGGUCGCGGAGCUGGAGGACGAGAAGUCCCUGCUCCGCAACGAGACCUCGGCUCACCGGCAGAAGACCGAGAGCACCCUGAACGCGCUGCUGCAGAGGGUCACCGAGCUGGAGAGGGGCAGCAGCGCGUUCAAGUCGCCCGAGGCCUUCAAGGUGUCCCUCCCGCUCCGCACCAACUACCUGUACGGCAAGGUCAGGAAGACGCUGCCCGAGCUGUACGCCUUCACCGUCUGCCUGUGGCUGCGAUCCAGCGCCUCGCCCGGCAUCGGCACCCCGUUCUCCUACGCCGUGCCCGGGCAGGCCAACGAGAUCGUGCUGAUAGAGUGGGGCAACAACCCCAUCGAGCUGCUCGUCAACGACAAGGUUGCACAGCUGCCCCUGUUUGUCAGUGAUGGAAAGUGGCACCACAUCUGCGUCACCUGGACAACCCGGGACGGCACGUGGGAGGCCUUCCAGGACGGGGAGAAGCUCGGCACCGGGGAGAACCUGGCCCCCUGGCACCCCAUCAAGCCGGGGGGCGUGCUGAUCCUUGGGCAGGAGCAGGACAUCAUUGGGGGCAGGUUCGAUGCCACGCAGGCGUUUGUGGGGGAGCUCAGCCAGUUCAACAUAUGGGACCGCGUCCUUCGAGCCCAGGAAAUUGUCAACAUCGCCAACUGCUCCACGAACAUGCCGGGCAACGUCAUCCCCUGGGUGGACAACAACGUCGACGUGUUUGGAGGGGCUUCGAAGUGGCCGGUGGAGACGUGCGAGGAGCGCCUCCUGGACUUGUAGCUGCGCCCAGCUCCGUCCGUUGAGCCGUGUGACCCUCCUGCCGGCCGGGCGGCGGGCUCCCCAGGGACCGAGGCCCUGCAGCACAUGCACUGGCCUGUGUGUCCUUCCCGAGAUUAUUUUGUUUUGGGGGUAGAGCCAGAGUCCCUGGGAAAAGCCCUGAGCUGCAGGGGGGCCACUGCCUGACUUCCUGCUCUGGGGGACUAUAGACCUUCGGGUCCUGUGCCGAACCCCUGUAAAUGCUAGUGCACCCCAGCCUGUCCGCCCCUCAAUCCUUGCUGUCUUGUGUGCGCCGUCUGUCUGUCCCCUUCGCCGGCCGUGCCGCUCUCCUGCCAGAGUGGCCGUGUCCUUUGUGUGUCGAGUACAUCCUGCUGACCACUGAGCAUGUUCCGGAGCAGCCCCCCGCUCGGCCCCCCCAAGUUCUUUAUGUCAUGAGCUAGG